UCCAUAAAUGCUACAAUCUCCUCCCUCUCUUCAUCACAUAAAUCAAACGCAGAGAACUUUCGAUUAUUUUUAGCUUUCACCAUGCACAAGAGUCCUUCAGGUUCACUAGGCCCAGGAGGGCUGGACUUGAGCCAGGUCUUCUUCAAGCCCAUCCACAACACUGCUCCUCCUUCCCCCACCAAGCGCCACACCAAAAUCUCCGUUGUUGGCACGGGCAAUGUCGGGAUGGCCAUCGCCCAAACCAUCCUCACCCAAGACUUGGUCGACGAGCUCGCUCUCGUUGAUGCAAAGGCAGACAAGCUCCGCGGAGAAAUGCUCGACCUUCAACACGCCGCUGCCUUCCUUCCUCGCACCAAAAUCCUUGCUUCUGCUGAUUAUUCCAUCACUGAAGGAUCCGAUCUCUGUAUCAUCACUGCCGGUGCCCGCCAGAUCCCAGGAGAGUCUAGGCUGAACCUGCUGCAGAGAAACGUUACCCUGUUUGAAAUGAUUAUCCCUCCGCUUGCUAAGUACUCCCCCAAUUCCAUUUUGAUGAUUGUUUCUAAUCCAGUUGACGUUCUGACGUACAUUGCGUGGAAGUUAUCUGGGUUUCCAUCGAAUCGGGUUAUCGGAUCUGGCACGAACUUGGACAGUUCAAGGUUUCGGUUCUUGAUCGCGGAUCAUCUCGACGUUACCGCCCAGGACGUGCAGGCUUACAUCGUCGGGGAACACGGUGACAGUUCAGUGGCAUUAUGGUCCAGCAUAAGUGUCGGUGGGGUGCCGAUAUUGAGCUUCUUAGAGAAGCAGGAAAUCGCCUACGAGAAGGAGACACUGGAGAACAUUCACAAAGCAGUUGUGGACAGUGCAUACGAAGUGAUUAAUCUCAAGGGCUACACUUCUUGGGCAAUUGGCUACUCUGCGGCUAACUUGGCUCGCUCCAUACUUAGAAAUCAGAGGAAAAUUCAUCCUGUUUCAGUUCUUGCAAAGGGCUUCUAUGGCAUUGACGGUGGAGAUGUGUUCUUGAGCUUGCCAGCGCAGUUGGGUAGAGGCGGAGUCUUGGGAAUCACCAAUGUACAUUUGACGGAGGAAGAGGCACAACGACUCAGGGACUCGGCUAAGACUCUCCUGGAUGUGCAAAGCCAGUUGGGAAUAUAAGUGGCUAGCUCUAUGGACAUCAUGUGACUACAUAUGCUGUAUUUCAUCUUCAUUUUCUUUAAAUUUCUUUAGUUUCCUGUAUAUGCAGAAAAUUAAAAAAUAUAUUCAGGAUAAAAAUUUAAAUUAUAGAAAUAUUAUUUAUUGUAUUUUGUUUUCAAGAGAAAAAUAUAAUUGAAUAAAUUUUUUCGUAUGUAAUGAAGUUUUUAGUUAUUUCAAGAGAAAAAUAUAAUAAAAUAACCCUCAAUUUAAUCU
Molecule: messenger RNA, 1383 nt
Organism: Manihot esculenta (cassava)
Lineage: Eukaryota; Viridiplantae; Streptophyta; Magnoliopsida; Malpighiales; Euphorbiaceae
Product: L-lactate dehydrogenase B
Exons: 2
Coding region: 82-1131 (349 amino acids)
Biological process (GO): carboxylic acid metabolic process
Cellular component (GO): cytoplasm
Molecular function (GO): L-lactate dehydrogenase (NAD+) activity
Source: RefSeq, a predicted model, not a curated record